Molecule: messenger RNA, 948 nt
Organism: Chelonoidis abingdonii (Abingdon island giant tortoise)
Lineage: Eukaryota; Metazoa; Chordata; Testudines; Testudinidae
Gene: CGREF1
Product: cell growth regulator with EF-hand domain 1
Molecular function (GO): calcium ion binding
Source: RefSeq, a predicted model, not a curated record
GGCCGAGCGGGUCUCGGGCGGAGCCGCAGCUGGGGAGCCGGGAGCCGGGAGCUGGAGCGGGGCGGGGCCGGGCCGGGCGCUGAGCCGCUGCGGAGCCGGCGGAAUGCAGGGUGUCCCCAGCUCUGAUCUCAGGAUGAGGAGCUUGCUGCUAGUGUCUCUUCUGCUGGCCAUGACUCCUGGUUGGGCCGCGCCCAAGGACAGCUCCAACAGGUCUGAGGGCCCUGCUGCGGAUCCUGUUCCCAACCUUCUGCACCCCGAGCCAGAGGAGCUGCGGCUGCUGCAGCGCUACCUGCGGAGCGUCUGGCAGAUGGCACAGGACCCCACUCACAUGACGAGGGAGCAGGUGCUCCUCUACCUCUUCGCGCUACACGACUAUGACCGGAGUGGGCAGCUGGACGGGCUGGAGUUCAUGCAGCUGCUGAUGGAGGUGGUAUCCCAGCACGCCCAGGGGCAGCCUUCGCCCGACACGGUGAUCGUGGUGGUCGAUGGGAUCCUGGAGACUCAGGACCUGAAUGGGGAUGGGUUACUGAACCCCUCGGAGCUCCUGCUGCCCCUGGCCCAGGGCCAGCCUCCCCUGCCAGCCCAGACUGCCACCCCCACUGGGGAAGGGGUUGUGCAGUGGGCACCUGAGGAGUCGGAGCUGCCAGGCACCCAGGGUGCAGCGGACCCCGGUGGGGAGCUCCCAGAGGCAGCGGGGCCCGUAGCAGAGCAGCCAGGGGCUGAGGCUCUCUUGCUGAGCCGGACGGGACCAGAGGCAGCUCAGCCUGAAGAGGAGGCUGCCGGGGAGGAUCCAGGGGCCCAGGCCAUGGCCCCCAAUGCUGAGAUCUAGGCCCCCAGCCUAGAUCCAUGGAGAGCUCAGGGCACUGCCAGGGCAGAUCAGAGCUGGCAUGGGGGCUGCAGGUGCAGGGGAGGGGAGCAGCUGUGCACAGGGAAACCGAGGUGGUGGUG